Molecule: messenger RNA, 1345 nt
Organism: Falco peregrinus (peregrine falcon)
Lineage: Eukaryota; Metazoa; Chordata; Aves; Falconiformes; Falconidae
Gene: CNIH1
Product: cornichon family AMPA receptor auxiliary protein 1
Exons: 5
Coding region: 80-514 (144 amino acids)
Biological process (GO): vesicle-mediated transport
Source: RefSeq, a predicted model, not a curated record
UUCGUCCGGCCCCGCCCCGCCCCGCCCCGCGGUGGGUGCGCGCGGCUGGCGUCCCUCGCGCCGCUACCGGCCCGCCGCCAUGGCUUUCACGUUCGCCGCCUUCUGUUACAUGCUGGCGCUGCUGCUCACCGCCGCCCUCAUCUUCUUCGCCAUCUGGCAUAUUAUAGCAUUUGAUGAACUGAAGACCGAUUACAAGAAUCCCAUAGACCAAUGUAAUACACUCAAUCCUCUUGUACUUCCAGAGUACCUCAUCCAUGCAUUCUUCUGUGUUAUGUUUCUCUGUGCAGCAGAGUGGCUUACACUGGGUCUCAAUAUGCCUUUGUUGGCUUAUCAUAUUUGGAGGUACAUGAGUAGACCUGUGAUGAGUGGCCCUGGUCUGUAUGAUCCUACAACCAUCAUGAAUGCAGAUAUUUUAGCCUAUUGCCAGAAAGAAGGAUGGUGCAAAUUAGCAUUCUACCUUCUAUCAUUUUUUUACUACCUAUAUGGCAUGAUUUAUGUUCUGGUGAGCUCUUAAGAAGACAUUGAUCGAGCAUUGUUCCAGUUAAGUGCAUGCAAAAGCCACAAAACAUGGAUUCUUUACAAUGAGAGCCUCUUACCAAGUUUAAACACAGAAUCUGAUUAUUGCAUUUGUGUUAGGAAUUUAUGGUUCCCCUGUUUUUUAACAUAUUUCCACACUUUAUACUUGUGGAAAGACUGUUUUCUUAUAUUUUACUGGGUUUUUGAAAAGUUCUGACUUCGCACUCCAUAAGGAACAGCCAUAAUCUUCAAGUAGGUAUGCGUUACUGACUAGCCUUAGUGCACUAGGGAUUUUCUUUAGGCUGGGCUUUGUAGUGGCUCGUUUGGACUUGUGUAUCCCACUUGUAACUAUGAAUCAGCUGUAGCUGCUGAAUGCUUGGGAAGGACCAGAAGUGCUCUGUGUUUUACCUGUAGGCGAUGUUGGCCUUAAGAGAUAAAUUCGUGGACACAAUUGCAAAAAAUAGUUCUGGUUUGUUUGGGGUUUUUUGUUGUGUUUUGCUUCCCCCACCCCCACCCCACAUCUGGUUAGUCCUUCCCUGUAUAUGCAUGGUUCAGAGACUUCUAUAUUUUCUCCAAACAUUUAAUCUUGCUUUAAUCUCAAGCAUAUGUCAUUGUGAUAGAAGUUGAAUUGUCCACAAAGGAAUGUAUUUAAGUGAUUAUUUUUUUUUCAAUGUCUGUGCUGUCUUAUUAACAAAUGGACAAACCUACAUUUGUCAAGUCCAACGAUGAAAAUACUUGAGUAAUACUACAGACUUUUUCAAAGCAGAAAGUGAGAUUGUGAAACUGCCCUGCUGUUCCUUAGUGCAAUAAAUAAAAAUAUUAAAAAAAA